UUCCCAUAACGUUCUGUUAAUGUCAUGCUAACCGUAAAAUAACAUUCAAACAACUUUAAGCAAACAUUCCAGCAAUGUUUUUGUAACGUUAACACACCGUUCCAGUAACAUUAAAAAAACUGGACAUUUCUACGUUUUUACAACAUUCAAAAUAAACAUUCCCAUAACGUUCUUACAACAAAUUUUUGUUAGCUGGGAUGUCCUUGAAAGCCAAGACCAAGUCAAACCGUCUUUGAUGGGAAAGUCAAGUCUUACACGUCUGAAAAACAAGUCUUCAAGGGCCAAGACAAAGAAAACCCAUAGAACAAGCACCACUUCCUGUUUGUGCGGCAGCCAUGUUGGAUUUUAAGGUUCAGCUUUAUAAGAAGUUAAAGAGGACAACUGAUUAAAAUAAAAGCUUUAGCGAUGCCGCAGGUCUUUUAUUUUGUAAAAAUACAGAUAAAAAGUUUGAUUUCGGCUACAAUGGAAACUUAAACAAGACUAAAUGUGUGUCUCCUCAGAUGGAGGUUGUCCGUAAAGUGGCCACCUCCUUCUUCUGCCUCCUGGUCUUUCUGUCGGUGUGUAAAGUUUUCCCCGUAGAACGUAACAUUGACGACGACUUCAUUGCCAACACACCGUUCUACGCUCAGGUGUGCUACCUGUACCUGUCCAUGGUGACCACCAGACCAAAGUACUAUUUUGUGUGGACGCUCGCUGACGCCAUCAACAACGCGGCUGGUUUUGGUUUGAAUGGUUACGACAGUAACGGCGUUCCCCGCUGGGACCUCAUCUCCAACCUGAGGAUCCUGAACAUUGAGUUUGCCACCAGUUUCAAAGUUUUCCUGGAUAACUGGAACAUUCAGACAGUACACUGGCUCAAACGGGUGUGUUAUGAGCGAUGUCCCUACCACCCAACAGCAGCUACCUUCAUCCUGUCGGCCAUGUGGCACGGUGCCUAUCCAGGAUACUACCUCACCUUCAUCACCGGCAUCGUGGUCACACUGGCUGCCAGAGCGGUCCGUCACAAAGUCCGGCCGUACUUCCUUCAGUCUGCCACCCAUAAAUUGGUGUAUGAUGUCAUCACUUGGGCGGCCACUCAGAUCGCCAUCUGCUACACUGUGGUUCCUUUUGUCCUGUUGUCUGUGUGUCCAUCUUUAAAGUUUUACAGGUCGUGGUACUUCAGCCUCCACAUCCUCUGCAUCCUCCUGGCAGUGGCGAUGCCCGUCAAACCCAAACACCUGCGCCUCAAAGUGCAGCAGAAAAGCAGUCCUCAGGAUGCGGUCCAGAAGACACUGGAGGCUGCAGACGGCACCUACGCACAGAAAGAAAAAGCAUCAUGAGACGGAGGUCAAAAGUCAGUCGUUACUUCAUUUUUCAUGGACUUGUGUGGAAGGACGAGGAGCCAAACAGGCCCAGUGACCUUCCUGCUGAAUUAGGUACAGAAACACAACGGCCAAAACGGUUUUAUUUGGAUUCAGAGGAGGUGAGGAUGAAGCAGGUCCUGGGUCGUGUUUUUUUUUCAGAGGAAGCUUGACUGCCAGAACUGACAGAUUCAGCAAAAAUCUGCCAUUGGAGAAAAUAAAUAACGUGAGUUUACACGGAGCAGCUGUGUGUGAUCGGUAAGAGCUACACUGCCAUGGUGUUGAACUGACUCCAUCUUCCUCCGGUCAGAAACCUGCUGAUCAACGCAGUUAAAACGAAACCACACGUGUAUAAAACAGCUGGAUCAUUAAAUAAAUAAAAGUCUGACUCGUUUAAACUUCAGAGUAUUUAAAAAAGUUCCUUUUAAAGAAAAGUGCCAAUUAUCGUUCCACUCAGUCACCUUAGUUCUUAUGAGUUGCACCAGAAAAGCGAAAUGCUGCUUGUUAGAAGUCGCCUCGGUGAGUUUACAGUUCAGGCCAACACCGUGCAAUUGAAUCGCUCCGCCGGGUUACCCUGAGGGUGGUAUGGGGUUGUGCGUGAGCGUCCAACUCCAGUCAGCUUUUGUAAAUUCCAGAAGAGCUCAUUUUCGAAUUCACGCCCGAUCAUGGUGUAGCUUCAUGGGAUACCCGAACCUGGGAAUAAAAUCAUUAAAGAUCGCUCUGCUGCCGUUUUACCACUUUUGUUACAGGUUGGAUAGGCCUGGGCAUACCUAGUGAAGUGGUCGACCACCACCAGAAUGUACUGGUAUCCUCCUUGGCUUGACUCUAAAUGCAGAAAAUCGAUGGACGCAAGCUCCAAGGGUGAGCUAGAUGUUAUGCUUGAUGUGGCAAGGUGGAUAAAUGAGGGCCCGGGCGGGAUUCGAUCCCCAGGUGAGAGUCAUACGCUCUAACCAGUCAGCCAAAGGGACAUCC
Nothobranchius furzeri (turquoise killifish) is the source of this 2312-nucleotide messenger RNA. RefSeq names its product lysophospholipid acyltransferase 2-like. Gene Ontology annotation, molecular function: acyltransferase activity. Gene Ontology annotation, cellular component: membrane. The record is from RefSeq and is a predicted model, not a curated record. Lineage: Eukaryota; Metazoa; Chordata; Actinopteri; Cyprinodontiformes; Nothobranchiidae. Gene Ontology annotation, biological process: lipid modification.